CUCAGCGGUGCUCGAGUUAAAGUAUAACUUGCCAGAAGAGUCGCCCUCUCCCCACCUCGGUGCUCUUCACAUGAGGAAAGGAAGCGAUGGCUCUCCGUCCAGCUGUAGAUGCGAAAAUACUCAUUAUCGGAUGCGGGAUUUCAGGGAUCGGCGCUGCACAGCGGUUAAUGCAGCACGGCUUUAGCAAUGUGCGUAUUAUCGAAGCCACGUCCAGAAGCGGCGGAAGGAUCAAGACAGGCAGACUCGGCAGUAAUAUUGUAGAAAUAGGUGCCAACUGGAUCCAUGGCCCAUCACAGGAGAAUCCGGUGUUUCGCCUGGCCUGCCACUACCAAUUACUCAGCAAAGAGUCCAUGUCUGAGGAGAAUCAGUCAGUGGACAUUGGUGGUCACCCACCUUUUGUACCUAACUGGUUUUCCAGCUCAGGCAGGAAACUUGAUCCUGAGGUGAUGGGACCUGCAGUGGAACUCUUCAUGACAUUGUUUGAGAAGUGCCAGGAGUUCCACGCCAGUGGUGAAGAACCCUUGCCUACUGUGGGGGAGUUUCUUAAGAGAGAGGUCCUCCGGAUAGCCCAUGAGGAGUGGGAGGAGAACCAGGCUACCAAAGAUCUGAAGCUUGCUCUUCUGAGCACAAUGCUGAAGCUGGAGUGCUGUGUUAGUGGAACACACACUAUGGAUGAUGUGGGCCUUGGAGCUUUUGGCAUGUACAAGACACUUCCAGGACUGGACUGCACCUUCCCAGGAGGUUAUGAUGGCCUAAUUAAGCACAUGAUGAAUGAACUUCCCAAGGACAUUGUUUUGUACAAUAAACCAGUUAAGUGCAUUCACUGGAAUAACACCUACAAGCAGUCAAGCUCAAAAGGAAGGACAUACCCUGUUACUGUUGAGUGUGUUAAUGGAGAGGCUUUUGAAGCAGAUCAUGUCAUUGUUACCAUUCCACUUGGCUACUUGAAGAAGUAUCAGGACACACUCCUACAUCCUCCUCUGCCACUACACAAAUUGCACUCCGUCCAGAGGAUGGGUUUUGGGACCAACAAUAAGAUUUUCCUUGAGUUUGAGAAUCCAUUCUGGAGUGAAGAUUGUGAAGUUAUCUACCUCGUAUGGGACGACGAGCCUGAUCUUGUGGAUGCUUUUUCUGAUGUGAAGACGGCCUGGAUCAGAAAGCUGGUUGGGUUCACUGUUCUGAAGCCCAUGGAAAGGUUUGGCCACGUUCUUUGUGGUUGGAUUGCUGGGCAUGAAUCCGAGUACAUGGAAACUCUGACAGAAUUUGAAGUGCUGCAAGCAGUCACUCAGCUCAUUCGCAGGUUUACAGGAAAUCCAACUAUUGCACCAAAGAAGCUUCUACGGUCCCAGUGGUUCCAUGACCCAUACACUUGUGGAUCCUACACCUACGUGGCCAAAGGGUGCUCAGGUUAUGACAUAGAUAACCUUGCAGAGCCUCUUCCCCUGCCAGGUUCAAAUUCUCAGCCAUUACAGGUGAUGUUUGCUGGAGAGGCCACACACAGAUCCUUCUUCUCUACUGUCCACGGAGCCCUGAUAACAGGCUGGAGAGAAGCAGACCGUCUCCGCACUCACUACACUGCCCUGUCAGGACAGAUGACUUCAAAACUGUAAAGAGUGGUGUGUGCACUUUUAAGGUGUUUUUAAUAACUGGCCAACAGCAAUGGCUUGUUACCUCCAACUCUGGACACCGAAUGUAAUGAAAAGAUGAAAUUAUUUUAUCUGGAACAGUUACUCACAUUGUGAUUUUUAUGUGAAAAUGUGAUUGUGUCUUUGUCAUUUUCAGAAAAUUGUUUAAAAUUCUGUUUUGCACACUACCUGUAAUCUGUUGAUAGAAUAAAUGCCAUCGAAAGCUGAUUUUCAUUGAAAUCCAAA
Colossoma macropomum (tambaqui) is the source of this 1871-nucleotide messenger RNA. RefSeq names its product peroxisomal N(1)-acetyl-spermine/spermidine oxidase (gene paox). Bases 87 to 1610 code for a protein of 507 amino acids. The record is from RefSeq and is a predicted model, not a curated record. NCBI's taxonomy places the organism in Eukaryota, Metazoa, Chordata, Actinopteri, Characiformes, Serrasalmidae. Gene Ontology annotation, molecular function: polyamine oxidase activity. The transcript has 7 exons.